Molecule: messenger RNA, 1355 nt
Organism: Phytomonas sp. EM1
Lineage: Eukaryota; Euglenozoa; Kinetoplastea; Trypanosomatida; Trypanosomatidae
Source: the annotation of a GenBank genome assembly
UUUAAUAAGACAGGUAACUUAUACCAAAUACCAGGGAUAACAAAAAAAGAAGUGAUUAAAUCUUUAUACCAUACAGCGGCAUUGCAAUGACAGACUUAUACAUACGAACGACACUUACCCUGGACUCUAGCAAGCAACACUUUGGCCCCCCAGAUGCUAUUGACUACCGCUCUCACCCUGGCUCACGGGCACGUGAUGACCUCACAAUUUUCGAAUCUAUGAAAAGCACUGAAGCUGAUCCUAUUGAGGACCUGAGUGUUAUGAAGGCCUCUAUUUACAGCUACAAGAAUCGAAGGAUUAUCACACAGUGGCUACGCGAUGUGUGUGCCGCAUUCCAUCUAAAAAGUACCACGCUGUGUCUAUCAAUACAGCUGACGGACGCCUACUUGUUAGGAAACAUGCGAACCAUUGGAGUGGACAGCUGUCAGUUGGCAGCCGUGGCGUGCCUGUGGGUGGCGGCGAAGUUUGAGGAAGUGGAUACGGACCUGCCAGGAAUCUCCAAAAUUGUGGGUGUUUGCGACGGGGCCUACAGUGCUGAUCAAGUGUUGGAUAUGGAGGAGAGCAUUCUCCACUUUUUCAAAUGGUGCCUCCCUCACACAACCAUUGUUAAUCACCUAUAUCUGCAGAUACAUAUGAUCAGUAAUGCGUCACUAGUAGUGUGGAAAGAAGUAAGCGAAAAGUGCAAACCAGAUGCGAAUUCGUUGCUGGUGAAACUUCUCAGGAUUGAUCAAAAUCACCAGUGGGUGUGGAGCAGUAUUGCUUUAAAUGCGGAAGCCACGGUAAAGGAGGUACUACCACAGCUCUGCAUGGUGGAUAGGAUACCGUUGACGUCUUCGCUGGAGGUGUACCAAUUAUUUGGUGUCGACUUUUUGCUCGCACAGCGCGUGAAGCUGAACAUGAAAAUUAAUGAACUUCCAGGUGACGGAAACGGCGAAGUUCGCCUCUAUUUAUCUCUGACGACUUCGCAGAUGGCGUCGAUUUUCGUAGAAAACGACGGGUAUAUCUUUCUGCGUUUGGUUAAUUACAAUUUUCUGGAUUUGUGUAAUUUUCUCAUGCAAAACAUCGUCCUUCACGUCGAAUUUCUCCGCUUGCGGAGCCAUGUCAAUACGCUUGGCGUGCUCGGUCUCGCACUGUGUCUCUCGAGUUCCAGUGAAUUAAAAGAAAAAAAGACAGCGAUUCAGCAUAUUGUAAAAACACUAAAGAUAUCCCCCACACGAGCUCUGGCCGCUGCGGAUCUUUUAUGCACCAAGUAUAUAGAUAUGAUAGCUUCUCUGCCGCCUAGUCCUUCUCUCUUGGCACCUUCUGAUGACAUACGAAAGCGGCUUUCGUUUUGCUUUGAUCGGCAGCUUCCAUAA